AUGGAGGAGGUUGUGGUGGAGAGUCUUCUUAGUGGUAACAGAGAGGCUCAAAUAGAAGCAGCUAUUGAGCUAAGUAAUCUAAGCAGGAAACAAAGACAAAAAAUGUCAGAAAAAGAAAUAAUUUCUCCUUUACUCUCAAUGUUACAAUCAAAAGAUUCUAUCACAAGAGAAGUUUCUCUAUCUGCAUUACUCAGCCUUGCCUUUGGCAGUGAAAGGAACAAAGUCCGGAUUGUGAAAUCUGGCGCAAUACCGAUGUUACUAGAGAUUCUCCAGUCGGAAACAAAGAUGGUAGUAGUUGAAAUGACCAUGGCGUUUCUUCUGAUUCUCUCUUCCUGUAACAAAAACAAGGUUAAGAUAGCAUCAACUAGGCUGAUUCAGCUUUUAGUUGGACUUAUCGGGAUGGAUAGACUAACAAUUCAGGCCAAGGUUGAUGGCAUUGCAACACUACACAAUCUAUCAACUCUCCAUCAGAUUGUUCCCUUGGUUAUAGCUUCUGGAGCACCGUAUGCUUUGCUUCAAAUCAUCAACUUUUGCGAUAAAUCUUCUGAAUUGGCUGAAAAGGCAGCAGCUUUGCUCGAAAACAUAAUUUCUCAUUCACCAGAAUCAAUCUCCAGCAUCAGUGGAGCGAUCGGGGUUCUUGUUGAAGCCAUUGAAGAAGGUUCAGCUCAUUGUAAAGAGCACGCCGUGGGAAUAUUACUCGGUGUAUGCAACUACGACAGAGAGACAAACAGAGGAAUGAUUCUGAGAGAAGGAGUGAUGCCUGGGUUGCUUCAAGUGAGCGUAGACGGGACACGGAGGGCUAAAGAUAUGGCUAGAGAGCUAUUGCUUCUAUUGAGGGAUUGCUCUGAGUAUGUCAUCAAGAACAAACAGUCAAAGAUUGAGAUUUUUGAGCAGAUCAUGAGGGACAUUGAUCAAGAAGGCGAGCGAAUACCUGGAACCAUGUUGAAGUUGGUGGAAGAGAUGAUUUCAAAACUCAGCACAUAG
This is a messenger RNA of Arabis nemorensis, 984 nucleotides long. The record is from the annotation of a GenBank genome assembly. Lineage: Eukaryota; Viridiplantae; Streptophyta; Magnoliopsida; Brassicales; Brassicaceae.